GAUGACCGUCGCCCAGAACCACCCACCUCUCAACUCCGGAGUCACCCGCGACGUCCAUGACGAGCUUGUCAGGCUACGUGCGGAGAAGCGACGCCAGGCCGGCGGCGCCAGCCCCGUACGCUUUCACAACGACCUCUUGGUCGGUGACGAUUGGACGUGCAUGUUCCUCAAGCGCAUCUCGCAAGGCGUGACCAUGCACCAAUUCGACGUCCCCCCGGCGACCGCCCUUGAUCUCGGCUGCGGGAGCGGGCUGUGGUGCAUCGAGGCUGCGAAACAAUGGCCGGACACCAAAAUAGUCGGGUUCGACGUCCGCACCAUCCAGCCGGACCUCGGUCAGAUCAGCCUCGGGAUCGAGUACAGAGAUCUCGCCCGGCGCGUGCAAUGGGUCCAUGGCGACUUUUUGGAGCCGCUACCGUUCGAGUCUAAUCACUUUGAUCUCGUCCGGAUAUGCUGCGUUGGUUUGUGGGUUCCUGAAGAUUCAUGGCAGGAGUUGUUGGAGGAAUGCAGUCGGGUCCUAGCCCCUGGUGGUAUCUUGGAGAUCAUCGAGGAGGACCUCCUCUUCCCUGCAGGACGGACACGCAGACAGGAUGCGGACUCAUCAAGCCGGUUGCGUGCCUCGAGCACGGGCGGGCAUCUUUCUGGGGAACGGCUACGCAGCGAUUCCAUAGCAAGCAGACAGACCACGCUCACGAUGCAAACUUCGCCAACCGUGCACACGCUGGCGUCCUCCGCCUCCAGCUCCAGCCUCCUCCUCACGACCGAACGCACGUCCAACAGCACCAGCCUCGACACCCUCGCCUCCUCGUUCUCCUCCCGCCUCCGCUCCCUGUCAGGCUCUGGGUCCGGGUCCGGGUCCGCCCUCCUCGCCCCAGACGCGGCGUUCCGGCAGGACCACGCGCGGCUCAGGAACGCCUGGGAGGAGAUGCUCGACGAGCGGUUCCUCUCGCACAAGCUCCUCAACGUCCUCCAGUUCUACCUCUCCUCCGCGUUCUCGAGCGUCCACGCGCACCCAACAAUGUACGUCCUCCUCCCCCCGCCGUCGCACGCCCGCGACGACCGGGAGCGCGCCACGGCCGAGCACGAGCACGAGCCCGAACACGGCUGGGAGGGCGACGACCUGACGAUGUGGCUCGACGAGAUGCGCGCGUAUAUGGUGAAGCUGAACGGAGACCCGGAGUAUCGUAAGACCGCCAACGGCAACGCGUCGAGGGCGUGGCCGAAGUCUGCGACGGUGGCGAGCUACAAUACGCUCCAUCUCAGUAGGCAGGUCGGGCUGAUCGGAGCGUGCAAGGAGGCGCUAUGGGAGGCGUAUCGGACGCUGGAGGUGGGAGGCGGGGACUGGGGCCCGGGGAAUGACCCGCCUAGAGACGAUUUGCGGGAAGAGUUCGAGCGCGAUUGGGAGUGCUGGGAGGAAGACAUGAAGGACCGGAUGGGCGUCCGCGAGCAGCUGCAGAGCUCGCUCGAGUGGAGGGUUCCGGAUCCGGACCGGCUCAGCAUCAGCACGCGUCCUGGGUCGUACUUGUCGGGACAGUUGCAGACGAGAAGUAAAAAGAGCUGCGACGGCACGGCGAAGUCGGACGGCGAGCCCGCCCACGCGUCGAUAUGUCGCGCAUUGCGCGGGUUCGUGGCCCGGAAGGUAUGAGGCGGACUGAGGAGGCAGACUCAGACUUGGGAUAAUGACAGGACCUUGCUCGGAAUCUACUCGCACUCGCAUCAUGUAUUGAAUAUUCAUAAACACACGCCUUCUAUCUUGCUAUGCACCAUGCUCAUUGUUUU
Molecule: messenger RNA, 1776 nt
Organism: Dichomitus squalens LYAD-421 SS1
Lineage: Eukaryota; Fungi; Basidiomycota; Agaricomycetes; Polyporales; Polyporaceae
Exons: 7
Molecular function (GO): methyltransferase activity
Source: RefSeq, a predicted model, not a curated record